UGGUCUACUACCACCAGACAGUCUAAUGUCCUAAAUACAUUCAUCUCUGGAUGCACAGUUGGUUUGAGAUGUUUCAUCUCAGAAACCGAAGGAAGUUACUUCAACUGGUUCAAGAUGACAGUGGGACAAGCUUCAGUCUGCGUGCUAUCACUUUACAUUCACUCCAACAUUCUAUGGGGAGUUUAACAACAGCACCUGGUUUGUAGCAAGGAAAGUGGAGCUAGUUUUGUGCUGACUAUUGAAGACGCCAGACCAUCAGAUAAGGGGAUGUGUUACUGUGCCACACGAGAUUGAUGCCAUGAUCUUCGGAAAGGGUGUGUUUCUUUUGCAUUAGGACCAAUUGAAACUGAAAGUCAGCAUCCUUUCAAUUGCAAAAGCUAUCAUAACACACAUCAUGGAGCUUCCUCACACCAUGGAAACAGAGGAGCUGAUGACCUACCUCCAGAUCCAGCUCUACCACCCCCAGCAGGCCUCUAAGGCUCUUUACCGCCUGCUGCCCGUGGACGCCAGGCACAAGCACCCAGCCGAGGACCCCCUGAGGCUGGGCCGGGACGUCCACGGAUGCACCUUUGCCCUGGCCGACCCACGGGUCUCCCGCAAGCAGCUGGCCUUGCAGGCCUACCACACCGCCAACAGCCCUGACAUGCUGUUCUCUGUGCAGAACCUGAGCCAGAAGGGACACGUGACGGUCAACGGGUCAGAGUUGGGGUACCUGGAGAGGGCAGAGCUGCCGAAUAAGGCCCUGGUCCGGUUCGGGGAGUAUGAGCUGCUGAUACGUCGUGAGAAUGGAGAGGCAAAGGGGAGCUUCGAGGUGGAGUUUGGGGUGCUGGCAGUGCCUCCUUCCAGAGAGGUGGGCGUGCCAAGUAUUGUUCCCGUCAUGGAUACAGGCUCAGACCAUUCAAACAAUGGCAUCCCACCACUCAUGAGCCAUGGGCCGAUAGAGAUGGAUGAGACAAUCAUGUACCAAUCAUGCAGUAUGUUUCUCUCAUAGACAAUGAUUUUCUCUUUACCUAGUAGCAGUUGUCUUUAAACAAUAUUGAUGUUAAACAUUGUAUAAUUUCUCGUGGACAGGAAGUGACAAACCUUAACAAUAAUUUUACUUCUGGGUAACCGAGAUUUAACAUUCUGUAAACUUAAUCAUACUGUUGACUGAAUGUAGGGCCAAGCCAUUGGGACCUCAAGUGUAGUUUUUCUUAUCACUCCGCAAGUGUUACUAAGACUGUUACGUUAUUAUAUAAAAUGUGAAACUAAAGCUUCUGAAUAUUGACCUUUUUCAUGUAGUUCAAGUAUCAGUGUUAAAUGAAAGAUGGGGAAGGAUCAUAUGGUUUUGUAACUGUUUUGUAAAUGUUGACUAUAAUAAUAAAACUGUUUUUAUUUGA
This is a messenger RNA of Oncorhynchus mykiss (rainbow trout), 1379 nucleotides long. The record is from RefSeq and is a predicted model, not a curated record. Lineage: Eukaryota; Metazoa; Chordata; Actinopteri; Salmoniformes; Salmonidae.